Molecule: messenger RNA, 771 nt
Organism: Epithele typhae
Lineage: Eukaryota; Fungi; Basidiomycota; Agaricomycetes; Polyporales; Epitheliaceae
Product: PIN domain-like protein
Exons: 5
Coding region: 1-771 (256 amino acids)
Cellular component (GO): small-subunit processome; nucleolus
Molecular function (GO): small ribosomal subunit rRNA binding
Source: RefSeq, a predicted model, not a curated record
AUGAGACAUAAGCGUGCCAAAGCAUACCGGAAGCUCAUGUCGCUGUAUGCGAUGUCUUUCGGAUUCCGACAACCAUACCAAGUUCUCGUGGACUCGCAUAUGGCGAAGGAAGCGAGCGCGCACAAGAUCGAGCUCGUGAAGCAGCUUGGCGUCGUUCUCCAAGGAACCGUUAAACCCAUGAUCACCCAAUGCUGCAUCCAAGAGCUCUACCUCGAAGAGAAAGACCACCCCGACGCCGUCGCGCUCGCGAAGACGUUCGAGCGGCGAAAAUGCAACCACCGCACGCCCAUACCCGGGGACGAGUGCCUCCGCAGUGUCGUCGCACCGCUACGCGCUCGCGACGCAUCCACGGACCUUCGCAGUGCGCUCCGCGCCAUCCCCGCCGUCCCGAUCGUGCACCUCAACCGCGCGGUGAUGAUUCUCGAACCCCCGAGCGACGCGACGCUCCACACGAAAGCCUUAGCGGAGGAGAACGCGCUACGCCCGAGCGAACCGGAGACACAAGCGUUGCAGAGUGCGGCACCUGCACCUGCGGAACCGCCACGCAAAAAGAAGGGUCCAAAAGGGCCAAACCCACUGAGCGUGAAGAAAAAGAAACCAAAGGUAGAUGCGGGUACAUCUUCGAAGCCCCAGUCUGAAACGAACAAUGCGGGCGAGAAGCGUAAACGCGAGGUGGAAGGUUUGGACGACGGGGAGCAGCAUACAGAAGGAUCAGGACAUCAGCGGAAACGAAGGCGACGGCAUGCGAAGUCGGAACCCAAGGCGGUCUAG